AUGGACAGCGUCAAGAAUAAGAUCCUCAUCACCGGAGCUUCAGGGCAGUAUGGACGCCUUGCGGUGGCCGGGCUCCUCGCCAAAGGUGUCCCAGCUUCCUCACUACUUCUUCUGACCCGCGAUCCAGCAAAGCUUGCAGACUAUGCCUCACAAGGCUCCACCAUUCGGCAGGGCUCUUUCGAUGAUCCUGUAGACAAGCUUGCAGAGGCCUUCGCAGGGGCUGAGACCAUGCUCUUCAUCAGUACCAGCAGGGCCGGAAAGAGGCUACCGCAGCACCAGGCAGCCGUAGACGCCGCUUCCAAGGCAGGUAUCAAGCACAUUGUGUACACGUCGAUUCUGUCUGCGCACUUGGAAAAGCCUACGGCUCUUGUUGCAAGAGAGCAUCAUGCCACCGAGAAAAUGCUACGCGUUAGCGGCCUCUACUGGACCGCGCUGCGCGAUGCGCAGUAUUCCGAGGCCCUCACUGAUGUAGCUGGCCCUCCAGCUUUGAAGGCAGGCGUCCUUCGUGUGAAUGCCGGGCAGGGCAAGAUGGCUUUUAUUAGCCGGGACGAUUGCGUCGGGCCCGCCGUUAAUAUCCUGGCCGAUCCUUCCUCCCAUCGCAACAAGGCGUAUCACAUAACAGGCCCCGAGCUCUUAUCCUGGGCGGAUGCCGCAAGAAUCAUGGGAGAAGUUGUUGGCAAGACUUUAUGUUAUGAGCCUCUAACCGACGACGAGCAGCUCGCCAUAUUCGACGAGAUGGGAAUUCCGAGGGAACCAAUAGAUGGGCUUGUUGUCAAUGGAAACCCCUGGAACAGCUCUGACAUGGUAUCUUUCACAAAAGCAACAGCUUUAGGGGAGUUUGAGAUCAUAUCGGAUGAUGUACAGGAACUCACAUUGAGAAAUCCCAAGAGUUUUAGAGAGGUCUGUGAGGAGCGCCUGGUGUCACUUAAGAAGUAG
Diaporthe batatas is the source of this 936-nucleotide messenger RNA. RefSeq lists its product as uncharacterized. NCBI's taxonomy places the organism in Eukaryota, Fungi, Ascomycota, Sordariomycetes, Diaporthales, Diaporthaceae. The record is from RefSeq and is a predicted model, not a curated record. The transcript is spliced from 3 exons. The coding region runs from base 1 to 936 and encodes 311 amino acids.